AUGAGCUCCGGUGCGGGCGCCAGCAAAGGCAAUAUCGCCCAAAAUGCCUCACCAGCACCCGCUACUUCGUCUGCUGCUAUGUCACCACCCACCUCCGCCCCUGCGAUCGAGAACGGCAAGCCUAAUAAGAAGAAGCGACACCGAGCCGGGCGCAAGAGGAAGAACAGACGGCAGAGCUUCAUCGCUCCCAGCGAGGCGACGGAGAGUACUGCCGAUGGGGACGGCGCAGGCGGAGACCGACCGAGUCUCGCUGAGGCGUCACGGGCCAAUGCCAACCAGGCCAGCUUCUACCGUCUGCAGAGUCAGGGAAACCGCAGCAACACCAGUCUCGACAGCGAGGCUCUGCUCGAUCACCGGGAGCAUGCGCCGGUGAGGAGCAGGAGGGAUACACUCAAGAGUUUCGUCAGGUCUGCAAUGCCUUUCUCCUCGGGACGAUAUGCUCACGAAACGGCGAUCAGUGAAGACGAGGGGGACCAGGCCAACGAUCGCACGCCGCUGCUCCAUAAUCGCAAUCGGACGAAGAGUCGACCAGAGCACUCCCGCACUAACAGUGGAUAUGCAUAUGGCAACCAGAGUCACAUUGGAUCGCACAAGAGCGGCGGUGGGAGAAGAAUGUCAAUCACCUCCAAAAACUCGAGCAAGAGUCGUAGAAAGCUGGACAUUGCUACCACCACGCACAAUAACCUUAUCGAGGAGCCACACGAUGUGAAUAAUCCUCCCUCGGUGCCGGCUUCGCCUACCAUCGGUAUCAUGGACGAUCCAUUCUUGAAGUCCGCAAGCUCGGAUCGCGGGCGAGAUGCCAUUGUAGACGUCGACGACGACGAUGAUGAUCUACUGGGUGACCGCCGAUUUUCCAGUGCCUCACCCGAAGGCCUUCGUCGCAGACCGACUGGGGUCGAGCUGGCUGAACGGGAUGUUUGUUUUCCUGGCGACGAUGACGAAGAUGAGAGCCACCAUGAGCAUCGUGAUGAUUCCGCGAGACGGCGACGUAGGCGUGGAGGGCAUUGGCCUGAUCUCGAGAUCCUCGAGGAGUGGAGUCGGGAAGAGAAAGAAGAGCGUACUCAGCAGGAAGUCCUAAGGGCGAAGAAGAUCUCUGAACCUGUCAUGGUUGGUGGCCGUCUGCGGCCUGCGAAAACCAUCUGGCACCGAGAAGAAGACGAUUCUCCUUUCAGAUUCACCUACUUCAAUGAGACCCUGGAUGGUACAAUUCAUGCCCGAACCAUAAGUGACUUGCAGGACGACAUGACUUUCAGGGAGCUCUUUCUUCCAGACCCGGUGGAGCUCAGCGACGAUAGUGAUGACGAGGACGAUGGUAACCAGGACGACAACGCACUGGAGAGGCCUCCAUUGCCACAACGCGCUCCUAGUGACCCUGCGUUACGUCCUGAGAGAGCACCGAGUGAGAUUGGUAGCACUGUCCCGUCGGCCGCUACCAGCAAGACUGUACUGGAACCCGUCCCUUCAUCUGGACACAAUACUCCCCAGCCGAAGAAGAAGCGUUAUGGUCCACGGCCAACCUUCUGGCUUGACGUUUUGAAGCCAACAGAGACAGAGAUGAAAAUAUUGUCCAAGGCCUUCGGCAUCCAUCAACUUACAUCAGAAGAUAUUCUCAUGGACGAGCCGCGCGAGAAGGUCGAACUCUUCCCAUCUUAUUACUUUGUGAACUACCGCACCUUCGAACAAGACCGCGACAGCGAAGACUACAUGGAACCCAUUAACCUGUACGUGGUUGUAUUCCGACAUGGCGUGAUCUCUUUUCACCACUCCAUGAGUCCUCAUCCAGCCAACGUGCGACGCCGAAUUCGACAGCUGAACGAUUAUAUGAGCCCGUCUGCUGAUUGGAUCAGUUACGCUAUUAUUGAUGAUGUGACGGACGUUUACGGCCCACUGGUGUCGGAGAUUGAAAAUGAGGUUGAUGCUAUUGAUGAGGAUAUCCUCUACAUGCAUACUACAGCAGCAGAUGCCGCGGAGGGCAACAAGAACAAGGCCGCACCGAAAGAGCAGAGACCCAAGACGCCGCAGAACCAGGCCGAUAUGGGCGCCGCCAAGGCUGAAGGCGAGAAGACGGCAGGCCAGAGCGGUGGCGACAUGCUGCGCAAAGUCGGCGAGGGCCGAAAGAAAGUCAUGUCCUUGUACCGCCUUUUGGGUAACAAGGCGGAUGUCAUCAAGGGCUUCGCGAAGCGAUGCAACGAACAUUGGGAAGUGGCGCCACGGAGUGAGAUUGGUCUGUACCUUGGUGAUAUCCAGGACCACAUUGUUACCAUGACGGGCAACCUGGCACACUACGAAAAGUACGCCAGCCCAUUCCUUCAUGUCCUAUAUCAACCACAUUACUAACAGAUCCGUGUACAGUCUCCUCUCCCGCGCGCACGGUAACUACGUCGCCCAGAUCAACAUCCGCAUGAACGAGCGCGCCGAACAAAACGCCGACGUCCUCGGCAAACUCACCGUCCUCGGCACCAUUGUCCUCCCCAUGAACAUCAUCACGGGCAUGUGGGGCAUGAACGUCUGGGUCCCCGGACAAGACAUUGAAGGCGAUCUGACCUGGUUCUUCUCCAUCACGGCUGGAUUGGUGGCUUUUGGUGCGGUUUGUUAUUUCAUUGCUCGCAAAGUGUACGGGAUUGUUUGA
Molecule: messenger RNA, 2629 nt
Organism: Lecanosticta acicola
Lineage: Eukaryota; Fungi; Ascomycota; Dothideomycetes; Mycosphaerellales; Mycosphaerellaceae
Source: the annotation of a GenBank genome assembly